Molecule: messenger RNA, 2419 nt
Organism: Acanthopagrus latus (yellowfin seabream)
Lineage: Eukaryota; Metazoa; Chordata; Actinopteri; Spariformes; Sparidae
Gene: ric3b
Product: RIC3 acetylcholine receptor chaperone b
Exons: 6
Coding region: 329-1543 (404 amino acids)
Biological process (GO): synaptic transmission, cholinergic; protein localization to cell surface
Cellular component (GO): intracellular membrane-bounded organelle; neuronal cell body; neuron projection
Source: RefSeq, a predicted model, not a curated record
UGUAUUAUCCCUGUGCAGAUAAUGGGAUGCAGCAGUACACUGAGAGGAUCCAGAGUGAGGAGACAGGCACGGAAAUAAGAAUAAAGCUGUGUGGCCAUAGCCAAAUAUAGAAAAGAUACACAAAAAUAUAGAUGCACAUUCAGAAAACUGAAAAAUACACAAAGAUAUGUUCAAUAAUUAUGUCACAGAGAAUCAUUACAUUACAAGAGCAGAAAAAAAAAGAAAAUAAAUUAAGACGGUCGUUUAGCGCCACCCAGUGGUGAAACACAUUCGUUGCAGUUCCGACGCACUUCCGGUCCUUCAGUCAACAAGGAAGUGGAACCGAUGGAUGAGAAGCGACAUCAACCAACCGUCUCCUCUGUCUGAACGGGCACGUAUCGUAGUUCUGGGGCAGGAAGGUGAUCUUUUGUCUCUCGUCAUGGCGAUGUCGACAUUCCAGAAGGUGACCCUCGCGACGUGCCUCGUGCUGUGCGUCGGUCUGCUGCUUCCUAAGAUGCUGCUGUCCCGCGGGAGGAAGGAUGCUGCCGAGCGGCCGGAGGGUCCAGGUCGCCUCCCUCCGAUGAUGCACCGUCAGGCUGCCCCGGAGGGUCGAGGUCAGAGGGCUGCGGCCGCCGGCUUCUCCAGAGCCCACAACACCGAGGCCAUAGCCCGGGCCAAGGGGGCAGGAACCGGGGCAGGAACCGGGGGCAAGUCCAACCUGGCAGGACAGAUCAUCCCGGUGUAUGGCUUCGGGAUCUUACUCUACAUUCUGUACAUAUUGUUCAAGAUCACAUCUAAAGGGAACAGCAAACCAUCAGAGAGCAGGUUCCCUUCAGUUCGGUCUGAGAACAUGAAGAGAAAGAUCACUGACUUUGAGUUGGCCCAGCUGCAGGAGAAACUGAGGGAGACGGAGCUGGUGAUGGAGAACAUCGUUUCCAACGCCCACCACAGUCCUGAGAGGCUGAAGGGUGUGUCGGCGGAUCAGGAGGAGAGUCUCCUGCAGCAGCUGACGGAGAUCACUCGGGUGAUGCAGGAGGGCCAGCUGGUCGACGACGUAACUCCAGAGAAGAAGGACCAGGACGACUGGGAAGAUUAUCCGGAGGAGCCUCAGCAGCCCUGGGAACAUUCCCGCUGCUGCUGUCAGCACAGUCAGCAGCACCACAGUCCCCAGGCGGAGCCAGAGGCCGAGAGGACCCAAGCUGAUGGAGCCGACGUGGAAAACAUACAUGAGGACAUCACAGGUGGAGGAGAGGCCGAGGAAACAGAGGCUGUGAAAGAAUCUAAUUUUACAGCAGUAAGUGAAGCAGACGUGGGUCCAGACAGUGUUAUAGGUUUAAAUGAGAGCCUGCGCGAACACAAGGACGGAGGAGGUAAAAUCGAUCUGGGCGUCCCGGAGGAGGACCUGGCCGGAGUCCUGGAGGAGCUGGAGCUCUCGCUGAAGAUGACAUCCAUGAUGGAGCAGGAGAAGAUGGAGCACCUCAGCAGGUCGACGGAGACAGAAACUUCCUGCAGCACGGUCAGACGGAGGAACAAGAGGAGGAGAGCAAAGAAAGCCUCACACUGAACUCCAACUGCAGAUAAACUCGAGCCUGGGCCUCGUGAGGACGGCUGCUUGGUGAAUCAGCUCUCAUCAGAGGAGCAUGAUUGUUGGUGAACACCUGAAAACUGUUGCCAGCUUUGUUUAUCUUUGCUUGAAGUUAGAAAGUGAAAACAUGUUCUAACCUAAAAUGGAGUAAGUAUAGGUUAAAGUCUUUUUAAAGACAAAACAGGGGCCUCAUUUGUGAAACGCUAAUAAUCUAAUAAUGCCCGAUGACCUAUUUAUUAUUUUAUUAAACCAACAUGGAGAUGCUUCCAGGACUCUAAUGUCAAGAUUUGAUGUGAAAAUUUGCUCUGAAGGUAUUCGCACUGUUUGUGAACAAACCCAUUUCUCCAAUUUUUUUUCCUAGUUAUAAAAAGACUUAAACUAAAGGUGUUUUGUUUUUUUUUUUACUUUUUUCUAAAUGGCAAACAAACAUGACUGAGUCAGAUUCAAAAUGUGUUCCACUAAACAACAUAUAUAAUGUUUUGAAAUGACUUAUUGUAGCUCAGAACAGGACAAAUUUAGAAGAUGUGAUGUGGGCAGAACUUAUGCUGCUGCGGGACACUGGAUCCGAAUUGAAAAUAGGUUUUUAUCGCUUUUUUUUUUUUACAUUUAUUGGGGUGUUUGUGCCUUCUCUCACCUUUUAUCAAAACAUUUGUUGAACUCCGAAACCUGUAUUGAAAUUAUAGACAUUUUAAAUUUUGUGUUCAAAUACGAUUUCCCUGUAACACCCUUAAAGUUGCACCAUGUAGUUUUGGGGGAGAAACUUUGAGACAUCAGUCAUAGACAAACUGUCCUCAGAGGACAACACAGUUUCAUCCGGUUUUACAUCAUUUAUAUUUGCACGACCUUAAAUAGCCA